CGCGGCCAGGACAGCCGCCAGCCGGCCUCGGCCUCCCACGGGCGCCGGCUUCGCCGGCUUCCCCGCGCCGGCGAGGCCGGCGUCGGCGGGGUGUCCCCUGCGCCCCGCAGGCGCCGCGCCGCCCUGGGCGCGCUCGGCGGCCGAGCCCGGCGGGGCCGCCGCGGCGCCGCGCCAGCAGGUCCUCCAGAUUGAGUCUCUGGGCGGGUAUUGGCGCAGCGCCAGCCCCCCGGACUCCGUGCUCGUGGAGAGCGGCAGGGUCAAGUGGGCGAGCCGCCCCAGUCUGCAGCCUUGGACCCUGAAGGCCUUCAGCCACGAGAGGGUCGUCCUCACGGGUGCUUCGGACGAGAAGUGCAGGGGGACGUUGAGAGGUGGCAGCCUCGUGUGGGAUGACGGCGACGUCUGGGUACGCCACGAGCAGGCUGGAAGAACCAUGACACCCGAAUGCGCCCCUCCAAUUCAGGCCGCGGAUCGGGCCUUCAACGCCCAGGAAGUCGACAGCACCGCGCCGGCCAAGGAACGCCGUCUUUUCCCACUGCGUGCCACUGACGACUGCAGCAGGCUGCUCGUUGAGAAGGGCCGCGCCACGUCGGGGCAGACGCCGGUUCUAGAGGACCUCGUGGGCCGACUCGUCAACAAGCACGGCAAGUCGGGGCGGCCUCGCGACAUCGUCUCCCAGUUGAGGAAUUUGCCGACACUGGAGGAGCAGCUAGACAAGGGCAGGUUCAAGGCGCCGCUGUACAGUCUGGGCGUGAUGACGGACACGCCGCUGAAUCUGAACGAACUCUUUGCGGAGCUGUCUCGCGGUAAUCCUCCCACGUGCAGCAUGUCGAUGUUGAUAGAGGCGCUACACGCGCGGUGGCCGACAGUGGACCCCCUGCCCAGCGCCACCGCCGGCCGCGGCAGGGAGCAUAGCAGUGACUGCAGCUCUUCCAGAGACGCGUCGGUGUCUUCUGCGAGUAGCGCAGGCCGCAGGCGUCGCCGGCUGGGGCAGCAAGCCGGCCCGGCGCUCCAGGAGAAGGCGGAGGCCAGGCUAGCCGAGAACGUCAAGGAUGAUGCCUACAGCGAUGACGACUUCGAGACCGAGGAGGCGGAACCAGCCCAGCAUCUCGAGGAGCCUUCAGUGAUUCUGCCGGCCGCAAAGCCAGCCAGCCAGGCGGCCUUGCGCUGUCCGUCGACGCGGGAUGACGGCUCCGAUGAGCACGAGGCGGACGAGGACGGGUACGCGGACGGCGACUUCGAGGACGACGAGGCCAGUCGUGUAGAGAAGGACGAGUCUGACGACGACGUGCUGGGAGAGUCCGAAGACGUGUUGGACGAGUCUGAGCAUCAGGACCUGCUGGACCAGUCUGAGCACCAGGAUGACGACGACGUGCUGGAUGAGUCUGAGCACCAGGACGUGCCGGACCAGUCUGGCGACGAGGGCGCGCAUCGUCCUGCGCGGGCUGCGCUCGCCGCCGUGCCAGAUGAGGUGGGCAGCGAGGGGUCCGAGAGAGACCAGGAGAGGAGCGAUAUCGAGUCCGUUGCCUCGGGUUGAUCCGUCCGCGGAGGCAUCGCGCGGCACCCGACGGGGAGGCAUUGAUUUCUUUCCUCGUGGCAUGAAUGUCUCACCUUGUUGCUAGACUUGUCACUUACACUGCGGCAUGGAGGUCUCACCUUCAGCAUGAACUUCACACCCUGACCGCGUGCUGCAGCAGCACUGCCGUAGCUCUCGUGAUUGUUCGCAGCCUUGCACGAGGUGGGCAGAAAAAGUGGUCGGCGAUAGAGAAACGAUGCGCACUUCAGCAGGG
This is a messenger RNA of Prorocentrum cordatum, 1787 nucleotides long. The record is from the annotation of a GenBank genome assembly. Lineage: Eukaryota; Dinophyceae; Prorocentrales; Prorocentraceae.